This is a messenger RNA of Camellia sinensis, 989 nucleotides long. Lineage: Eukaryota; Viridiplantae; Streptophyta; Magnoliopsida; Ericales; Theaceae. The record is from RefSeq and is a predicted model, not a curated record.
GCUUAGGCGUACUUACUUGGGUCGGGUCCGUUAUUCGCACAACAGAGAGUAGUAGGGAGAGAGAGAGUGUGGGGGAGAGGGAGAAUGGAGACGAAGACGAAUGAAGAAGAAAGGAAAACAACGGUAGAAGAGUUGGAGGGAUCAGAGAUAGAGUACUUGAGCUAUGGGGGUGAACAUCACUUACCCCUUAUCAUGCGCCUUGUCGACGAAGAACUUAGCGAACCCUACUCCAUCUUCACCUACCGAUAUUUUGUCUAUCUCUGGCCCCAACUCUCUUUCCUCGCUUUCCAUAGAGGCAAGUGUGUUGGAACUGUCGUUUGUAAAAUGGGAGAGCAUCGCAAUACUUUCAGAGGUUAUAUUGCAAUGCUCGUCGUCCUCAAGCCUUACAGAGGCCGUGGCAUCGCUACAGAACUUGUGACCAGAUCUAUUAAAGUGAUGAUGGAAUCAGGUUGUGAAGAGAUUGUAUUAUUCCAUUCGAAGAAGCAUGCUCUGUUUUGCUGUGGUCUUUCAAUUUCUAUAGACAUCCUCUGCACUGUAUUUCUGGUUACUUUGGAAGCAGAAGUUACAAAUAAGGGUGCACUUGCAUUAUAUGGCCGUCUUGGGUUCAUUAGGGCAAAAAGGCUUUUUCGGUACUACUUGAAUGGAGUUGAUGCUUUUCGACUAAAGCUAUUAUUUCCCCGCCCAGAGUUUCAGUCCUCUCUGCACAUGAUGGCAGACAGGAAUGAGAACCAUGGGCAAAAAGAUAUCAUACCACCUGAAGAGAGGUCUUUGCUCGAAGAAAGCUUUUAACUUAUUUUCGUACUCAUAAAUGUUUUAUAACCGACUUUCUUUUUUCUAGGGAAGGGGAAAUCACUUACUUUCGUUGUAUUGUUAGAAUCAUGAUAGAUAUCUUAAUAUUCUCUGUGACACAAUGUAGCUAUUUGAGAUGUAUUUCCUUGGCAAUUGGCAUAAUGUUGAUUUCUUUGAAAUUGAUGUUUCUGGUGGGUCAA